UUUCGGCGCUAUGUUUGUUUCUCAUCGGUUCGGUUCGGUCGACAGGUGCUUGCGUGCGCGGCGAGUGAAAUCCAGGCAAGGAAGUUAUCAUCGAGCUGCUGCAGGAGUGUUUGCCGCAGCAAAGCACCCCCAAUCCGGAACAUUAUCUGCUUGGGUUUGAAAUUAGCAAAGAACUGCGACUCAUCAAUUUGCAGCAAAAGGGGGGUGUUCAAUUUCCCGACCAGCUGCGCCUUAUUUUGCCGUUGGAUCAAGACUUGGAGGCCAACCCAAUUCCUCAGCCCAAGAGCGACUGAUCGUGCAUGGCUAUUCUCGUUGAAAUAUGGUCUGCUACAAUUCUCGCUUCCGGAGGUGAGCUGCGUUUCUUUCGGUCCUGUAACGAUUUCCUGUGUCGGCACGUUAAUGAGCCUUCGUUUGCGAUCAAUGCGCGGACCAUCAACAGUCUCCAUGUACCGAAUAAGAUGACUGGUCUGUUGAUGAUGAUAUGUGGACUCCUUUCAAGCAUCUGUACAACAGCAUCGAUUUCUUGGUCCGGCCUUAAGUUCGGGAACGGAAAAGAGUUGUGCCAAUCUGGAUGCGUUGCUGCGGAAGCAGAAUUUUACGACCAUGUUGAAGAACCCUCCAAAGAAUGGGCCUCAUUUUGCCUUUGGAUCAAGACUUGGAGGCCAACCCAAUUUCUCAGCCCAAGAGCGACUGAUCGUGCACGGCUAUUCUCGUUGAAAUAUGGUCUGCUACAAUUCUCGCUUCCGGAGGUGAUUCUACGUUUCCUUCGGUCCUGUAACGAUUUCCUGCGUCGGCACGUUAAUGAGCCUUCGUUUGCGAUCAAUGCGCGGACCAUCAACAGUCUCCAUGUACCGAAUAAGAUGACCGGUCUGUUGCGCUGUGUUGAUGAUGAUAUGUGGACUCCUUUCAAGCAUCUGUUCAACAGCAUCGAUUUCUUGGUCCGGCCAUCAAGUUCGGGAACGGAACAGAGUGGUGCCAAUCUGGAUGCGUUGCUGCGGAAGUAGAAUUUUACGACCAUGUUGAAGAACCCUCCA
Messenger RNA from Uranotaenia lowii, 1034 nucleotides. RefSeq lists its product as uncharacterized. The coding region runs from base 300 to 1004 and encodes 234 amino acids. The transcript is spliced from 3 exons. NCBI's taxonomy places the organism in Eukaryota, Metazoa, Arthropoda, Insecta, Diptera, Culicidae. The record is from RefSeq and is a predicted model, not a curated record.